Molecule: messenger RNA, 7591 nt
Organism: Phasianus colchicus (ring-necked pheasant)
Lineage: Eukaryota; Metazoa; Chordata; Aves; Galliformes; Phasianidae
Product: protein-glutamine gamma-glutamyltransferase 6-like
Biological process (GO): peptide cross-linking
Cellular component (GO): cytoplasm
Molecular function (GO): protein-glutamine gamma-glutamyltransferase activity
Source: RefSeq, a predicted model, not a curated record
UGUGUUUUAGUAUCUCAUUAUAAAUGCAGAGAGCAACCUAUCUGAUGCAACAGAACAACCCAUUGCACUGUCUCAGACAGCUUAUUAUCUGUCCUCUAGCCAUUGCCUAUUUCUGACAGAGUAUGAAAUAACACAAGGUAUGACACACAAGCAAAAAGUUUCUACCUUAACUGAGAUGCACAUUCUCUUGUCUUGUAUGUUCUGAGUUUGACAAUAAAGAUAUUAGCCUUCUAUUCAUCACCUGUCAUACUGUUGCAGGUUGAACUUGCAUAUGAGUUCUAAUAUUUCUUUACAUACCUCUGUGAAGCACAAUGGAAGCUAAGAUCCCUGUAGGAAGAGCUGUUCGUUUAGCUAGUUUAUUGUUGCAACUUUAUUUUUUCAUAGCUUGAUGGUGGAUUUUUCUGUUUUCCUGGAACAUUUAACUUCAGCUAUACAUAAAUUGAAUGAAGCAACAUUAGACAAGCUGACAGGAUGUAUAAGUUUAAAGGAAUGUUUUCCAUUAACUUAUUUUACAUUUUUCUAGGCCAGAAAAUAACGAACAUUGACUGGCACUCUAAGCUAAAUAAAGCUGCACACCACACAUCUGAUUACAACAGCACGCAAGUGAUCUUGAGGAGAGGACAGGCUUUCACUAUUACCCUAAACUUCCAAACAACAGUGCAACCUGAGGACAACUUCACAUUUAUUGCAAGCACAGGACUAUCUUCAGCAGAAUCACAGCAGACCAAGGUCAUAUUUCACCUUUCUGAGGAUGCUGCCAAUGGCUGGAGUGCAACCCAAGAGCACUGUGAGCCUGGCUGCAUGAGUCUCGUGAUAACCAGCCCUGCCAAUGCCAUCAUUGGACGAUACAAACUCAAACUCCAGAUUGCUUCUGGCAACAAGACCUCUUCAGCACUCCUAGGCCAGUUUGUGUUACUCUUCAAUCCCUGGUGUCCAAAUGACGAUGUCUAUAUGGCUAAUGAAAAGGAGCGACAGGAGUAUGUUCUGAAUGACAGCGGAAUCAUAUUUCAGGGAAAGGAAAAAUAUAUUCAGCAAGAAGCCUGGAAUUAUGGACAGUUUGAAGAAGACAUCCUUGAUAUAUCUCUGUCUAUACUGGAUCGAAGCCUGAACCACUGCCAAGAUCCAUCCACUGAUGUAUCCAACAGGAACGAUCCCAUCUAUGUGUGCAGGGUUAUUAGUGCUAUGGUUAACAGCAAUGAUGAAAAGGGAGUAGUGGAAGGGAAGUGGAGUGGAAACUAUCGCUCAGGAACCAACCCCUUGCACUGGAGUGGAAGCGUGACCAUCCUUCAAAAGUGGUACAGAGGGAGAUACAAACCCAUCCGGUACGGCCAGUGCUGGGUCUUUGCAGGAGUUAUGUGCACAGUUCUGAGAUCGCUGGGAAUACCUACCCGUGUUAUUACAAACUUUAACUCUGCCCAUGAUAGUAAUAUCAACCUGAGUAUUGACAAAUACAUCGAUGUUUCUGGAAAGACCCUGCACCUGACUGAAGACAGCGUGUGGAAUUUCCAUGUCUGGAAUGAGAGUUGGUUUACUAGAAGAGAUCUUGGAUCUUUUUAUGAUGGAUGGCAGGUUUUAGAUGCAACACCCCAGGAAAAAAGCAAAGGCAUCUAUCAAUGUGGCCCAGCUUCCACCAGAGCCAUUAAGGAAGGACAUGUGAACCUGGAUUAUGACAGCUCAUUUGUGUUCGCAGCAGUGAAUGCUGACUGUGUCACUUGGAUUCAGCACAGCAACAAAAGGAAGGAGAGAAUUUACUCCAAUACCAGGAAGAUUGGAAAAUUUAUUAGCACCAAAGCAGUGGGCACCAACACCCGAGUGGAUGUCACUGAUAAUUACAAAUAUCCAGAAGGAUCCUCCAAAGAAAGGCAGGUGUACAAAAAAGCACUGAAGCUGCUGGGUGUGAGAAACACUGGAAGAAGAAAAAAAGUUACAAAACCCAGGACACGAUUUCCAGUAGCACGGAGACAAAAUAUGGCAGCAACCACACGAAAACCCACUGUCUCAGGGAAGCUGAAGCUGGAUGCAUCUCCUGUAAUAGGCCAGGAUAUCCCCCUCACCUUGGCACUGCAGAAUUUGACUGCAGAUUUCAAGACCAUAAAGGUUAAACUGAAGGCUUCAGCUGUUCUCUACACAAGAAAACCGAAGGCAGAGAUCUUGCAGUGGUCUAGGUCUGUUCAACUUGGAUCUGAAGAAGUGAAAGAGAUCUCAUUCAAGAUCACCUACUCCCAGUACAAAAAUGCUCUGCUGGAUGACAGGAAGAUCCUAGUGACUGCUGUGUGUGAAGCCAGACAGGGAGCAUCACUUCUACUGGAGAAAGAUAUUGUACUUCAGGAUCCUCUUCUCACCAUUGAGGUCCUUGGUCCAGCAGUGGUGCACAAGGCCACUAACGUGCUGGUCACAUUUACCAACCCGCUGUCUGAAGUGGUGACAGACUGCGUGCUGAGAGCAGAAGGCAGCGGCCUGCUCAAAGAGCAACUUAAAAUCAAUGUGGCAAGAAUGGCCCCCAUGGAGACCUCAACAGCUGAGUUUGAGAUCAUUCCCUACAGGAGCGGCAUCAGGCAGCUUCAGGUGGACUUGGCUUGCAUCCGAUUUUCAAACAUCAAGGGAUUUGUGAUGCUUGAUGUGGCUCCUGCCCAGUGAUACAACCUUUACACCAGUUCAGUUUUGUCUUGGUUCACGAGACUGGCACAGUGCUCAAACAUUAUAAGGACUAGAAAUGUAGAAAUGCAGAUUACUCGGCCAAAGCAAGUGACAAAAUAUGAACUGAAAUCAACAAAAAGGUACUAUACACUGUACUGUUCUUAGUUUUGCAUAGUAGCUCAGGAGAAAGUUUCACAGCAAAAACUUAUGCCUAUACAGCUUUGUUGAUAGAAAUGACAUACUUUCUGUCUGCACCUUCCUAAUUUAAGUGCUGCCAAAAGCUUUCAGGAUUUACAUGAAUAUAACUCUGGCCUGACUGCUGUUUCAUUGCUUUUUAAAUACAAAUGACAGCAAGACAAAGGUGCCAGUCUGGAAGAUUUGCUGCAGGAAAUACUGACUAAGCUAUUCUACUGGCUCAGAGGGAAUGACCCUAAACUGUAUCAUCUUCAUAAGAAAUGGCAGCAGUUUCCUUGGAGUAUUUACUAUUUUAGGCUUUGCUAAGCCUAAACAUAAGCAAUUUCCUGAAAAUAAAAAUUAAUGUGUGUAGAGAUCCACUUUAGAUGCUCUCUGGUUUUGUAACAUUGCCUGCUUCUAGUCUGAAUCUAAUUUAGGCUGUAAUAGUCAUCAGAAUCUAUAAGCAGCACAGGCAAACAGUCAGUGCAUUGGUCCUAAUUAUUUUGGAAUGAUGCGCUUUGAUUACAUUGGACCUGGGGGGGGGGAAGAGGGAGAGUCACAUGGGUAAAGAUUGGGUGUUUUUUGUUUACUCCAGUUCAGCAACUUCUCCCUGCUCUACCCUGAAGAAUUGGCUGAACUUGUCAGUGAGACCACUUGAGAAAAAGGAGCCCACUACAAGUAUUGCUGUUUCGUGCUAGCUUGACUUUCAGGGCUGUUAAGCACCCAGACCUGCUGCUACGUGCCUCCCUCAGCCCUUCAUCUGCAUCUUACAAAACCACUGCAUCCACCCUCCCAACUUACAACAGAGCAACUGCCACCUGUUGCUUUACGCCAAGCAGACAGGAGAAAAGCAAAACUGAUUUUUCAGUUUGCAGAGGCAGAUACUGUGCAGCACUUCCAGAAACGCUCAGGAAGCAGGCUGGUAGAAAAGGCUCAGGACUGUAUCAGAAGGAUUACGAUGAUUCACAUUUAGCAGUCGUGUAUCCUCUUUCCACAGAGCUGCUAAAAGUAGGUCACCAUCCUCUAUCAGAAAGGUACUGUGACACCCAUAUCUCAAUCCCAACAAGGGAUCAAUAUAUUCCUUGCAACAAAGAAACUAAAAUUAACAAAGAUAGAAAUUUUCCUAAGAUACUGUUUGUCCAUUUCCUCCUACCAACACCUAGCAUGAGGGAUGCCUAGGAACCGAGCCUCAGCUUCCCCAAAAAUAAUGUUUCAGAGACUCAAACUGAUUCUGUGACAGAUUAAACCGAGGCCUCAUUCAAAUUUCUUUGAUUUGAAGCCAACGCAAUCUUCAAAACACGUAAAUUUCUGUUUUAUUACAUCCUUUACACUACUCUGCCACCCACAUAUAUACUUACAAGGGUCCCCAAAGCUAGUCAAAACCAGUCAGUCCAGCAAGACUGGAAUGAAGACUGAAAAGGGCACACACAUAUGGAUGCAGGAAUUUGGAUUUCUCCAGGCAAAGCAGAGGGGGAAUGAGUAGCUUUGCACCUAUCAAUUAAGUCUUACAGAAUCUUGGAAAGUCAGGGUAUAAAAUCCACCAUUCACCUCAGAAAGGGCCUUGAGGUGGUGAUUAUAUUCACAACGUCUCAUUCAGUCCUGCAAGAACGCAGACUGACACUGCAGAAUGACAUUACACUCAACUGCAGAACAGCUAAGCCAUUUAAAUUCCUCCACUAUUUGUCCUUAAAUACAACCCAGGAAAUGAUCUAACACGGUGUUUGUCACAAGAGCUUGGCAUCACCUCAUCCUAAUUAACUAUUUGUAAAGGAAGCCUACUGUUCAAAGGGAAAUCAGCAGGAGCACUUGUGCAAAGUCCUUUGCUUUGCAACACGUGGGGUUGCUGGGUUUUUGGGGUGUCAGCAUUAACUGCCCUCAGCAACCACACCCAGCUCAGCUGCAGUGCUAAAACACAGAUUUAUCUGUCCAGCAAUGUACAAGAAAUACACAUUCCUCCUGUGUUAUACAACUGCUCAAUUAAACUAAUAAUUAUUACAGAGAAAAAUGUUAAAAUGCCUGAAGAAAGAUUUAAACGCUUUGACCAAACCUACAAUCUUUAUAGAGCCCUUAGUCAGAAGUCCACAGGAGUUAGUAGAGUAACACGCAGCUAAUUAUCAGCAUUUUGCUUUAUAAAUAUGCCAUUUAAACCUGAACAUGCACAAGAGGCUGGCCCAGCCCUCAUUCCACUCCGAUUAAUCCAGUAAGUAAUAACAAUAAUGUGAGCACUAGCAGAAAUCAAACAUUCACACUAUGAAUUUGGCUGGAAAGGUCUCAAAGACAGUAAAUGCUUCUCCACAAAACUGUUUUCUUGAUAUAAUUUUCUCAGGCCUUGAUUCCAACAGGCAAUUAAAUACUACCCUUCUACAGAUUUAUCUUUUUAAUGUGAGAUAGCCCAAGUUGGUUGUUUCAAAGCACUGGGUUGCUUUGGCUCUCACCAAAGCUGCUUUAACACACCUAUCACACACCUGCUCAGCGUGGCCAACACUGCUCACCAUAAAAGGCAAUAAAAGACACAGUGUAAGCUCUGGAGAGACAAGAAGUCACACCCACGACUAAAAUUCACCUCUAAUACAUGGAUGUGCCAUGUCAGAGGUAGAGCUGUAUGUAUUUUUUAAUCACUGCAUUCAGAAAGAGAUCUAGUCAUUAACAAUGCUAAUGUAAUACUUUAAGAUUCUAUUUGUAAAGGUAAUAAAGAUGAUAAAGAACUUUAUAGAUUCAUAUUUGGACAUAUAAACACCAGAAAUCCCCAACCCUAUAAAGAUAACACAGUAACAGCCAGGCAGGAUGGAUACUUCUAAGAAUCCACACUUCCAAGGAUCCUAGGGAUCACUUCUCUUUUAGAUUUCUGUGAGCAUGUCAGGGAUGUAAUGGACACACAACAUGCCUGAAUGAAGUCCUUCAGAAGAAGCUGUGCUUUUGCUGUACAAAAAUCUACUCAUGUUAUAAAGCCAUUUAAAUCACUCAGGACCAAAAAGUUACGAGGAACUUCAUAGAGUCAUAAACAAAACAAAAAAACAGACAAUAUAACAAUCAUUGAAAUUCAGCACAGUUGGAAAGCAAUUUUUAGUCACCCAUGAUGCAGAAUGUUACAUCAGCUGUAUCAAGAGCAGGAGAUCCCAGCAGAAACAGGCGACUCAACCAAGAUUACAGCAUCUCAUGUUUCUAUGAUUUCCACUAAUGACAUGUUAGAUUGCAAAGCAGACAGGAGGGGAGUACUACAAAGAAUAUUGUUAACAAGAGCUCCAAGUGAAAUUAGUACAAGAUAAUGCUUUGCUUGCAGGGGUGGGGCUCAUGCACAUCCUUCUCAGGCAUCUGGUGUUACGUAUGUACUGGCAGAGACAAGAUUAAAUUGGAUGAACCUCCAUUCUGAUCCAGUUUGGCAAGUUGUACAUGCUUAUGCUUCUGUUGCAUUUUAGAGAGUAGUGCAGGUUUGGACUUGGUUAAUUCCAAGUGAACGAAUAAUGAUUCUUACUGAAACCUUACAAUGAAGCAGGGAAUUCACUCAGUUGCUUCAUGGAUCUUCUGUACAUGUUGGUAAACAUACUAAUGGUGGUGUUAAUGAUAUUGAAGUCUCAGAGGUUGAAAGCAGGGUGCUGCUGGUCUAGUUGCAAUUGCAGUUUUACAAACUGUGGUACAUAUCACAAGUAUAAUGUGUGUUAAAUCUGUGAACAAAUAACAUUGACAGCUAGCAGCUGUUCAGUAAAAUGAACUGGAACUUUAUCUUUCUGGAGACAGAAACACAUAAGUAAUAUCUAUUUGAAAAGCAUAGAAAAGAACCACCAUUAAAGCAAACUCACAAGACAAAAUAAGUCAUAACAGUACUGAAUUUACGUUUCACAAUUCAGAUUAAAAAAUAAAGCAAAACCUAUUUGUCUGAAGUGCCUGAUCUUUUCUGAAGAAUCCUAGGGCAACACCUCCGGAAAACCUAUAUGAUAGAGCCACCUGUCAUCGUAUCUGAAGAACUGCACACUUCUUCAUUUCCUGACACAGAAGAUAAUGCUAUCAAGAAGUGCUGCAGUGAAGGCAGGCAAUCAGUAAGAGCAGAGAACUUGCAUACGCAGCUCCAAGUUCAGUUACACUGAGUGCACAGAAGAAAACAGUUCUUCAAAACAUUGGUGUAACUACCAUUUAACACCAAAAUGUAAGGAACACAAAUACUUCUAGGCAUACUUUGGAAAUAUCUAUCAACAUACUUAAAAGUGCUUGUAUAGAGACACAAACUGCUGGCUGCUUAUAGCAAAUGGACAAACCAGUCUCAACUCAGCUGCAAAUAGCAGGGGGGUUGAAACUAGAUGAUCAUUGUGGUCCUUUUCAACCCAGGCCAUUCUAUGAUUCUUGACUGUGCAGUUACAACUGCAAUAUAUAAAACUGGCAGCACCAGCAGUAUUUUUAGCACCAGCAGUAAUACUGGCAGUGCUUGGGCUUGCCUUUACCAAACUCUGGAUAAGACUCUGGAUAAGUUGGUUUAAACUAACAGAUGAAACUAACAAGUCUCAAGAAAAAACAACUCAUGAAAACCUGAUAUACCACAGAGACAGGGAACUCACACGUAGGAGAUCUCAGCACUUCCUCCUGCUGAAUGUUUGCUUCAGAUCCUGGAUGUAAAAUCUCAGGUAUCUAAUUUCAGAUUGUAAAUUCUCACUGGACAGAAUGCCAGUAAAGCACUUCAGCACUGCUGAUGGAAGUCUCUUUAGUACGUCUUUUAGUAUUACUCUAAAAAUAAUGCCUCCUAUUUAUUCCCAUGGAAACUAUGACAAAGAGCACAACAAUAUUAUUUGAU